Molecule: messenger RNA, 577 nt
Organism: Solanum dulcamara
Lineage: Eukaryota; Viridiplantae; Streptophyta; Magnoliopsida; Solanales; Solanaceae
Product: auxin-induced protein 15A-like
Exons: 1
Coding region: 125-385 (86 amino acids)
Biological process (GO): response to auxin
Source: RefSeq, a predicted model, not a curated record
AUGCAAAGACGGAUUUACCAUAACAACUCUCAGCAAAACUUGAAAUCAUAUAAAGUUUUUCUCUGCUUACAGGGUCCUUACUAAUUCUUCCCUUAUUUUCUCAUCUAGAUUGAACUUAAAGACCAUGGCUAUUUGUGUGCCUCGUAUAAUCAAGAAAUCAUCUUCUACAGGUGGAGAUGUUCCUAAGGGACAUUUUGCUGUGUAUAUUGGGGAGAAGCUGAAGAAGAGAUUUGUAAUCCCUGUAUCAUUUUUGAGCCAACCUUUAUUUCAAGACUUGCUUAGUCAAGCUGAGGAAGAAUUUGGCUUUGAUCAUCCAAUGGGCGGUGUCACAAUUCCCUGCAGUGAAGACUUUUUCGUUGAUCUCACAUCUCGCUUGAGGAAGUGACAAGGAAAUUAGUCCCCCUUUUUCUUUGCUUACACAAUUUUGUAAAGCCGCAAAGCAGGACCAAUGUGAAUAGUUAAUAGUUAGAAGAAAUACUGGUUAGACUAAUGAGUUUAGCACCAUAAAGAAUGGAUGUUGCUCGUUUCUGUAAUUAGGACACAUUUUUCUACUUCAAAAGAAAUUGAAGUAAUAUAC